Molecule: messenger RNA, 446 nt
Organism: Scutellospora calospora
Lineage: Eukaryota; Fungi; Glomeromycota; Glomeromycetes; Diversisporales; Gigasporaceae
Source: the annotation of a GenBank genome assembly
AUGAAUUUACAUUAGAAUCAGUCAAAAAAAGAUUAGAUGUGUAUAAUAUUAAAACUUUACCUGAUUGUCAGGCUCUUGCUGAUGUUAUGGUGAUGCUUUGUAUUCGUCCUGCUGAACUUAAAACUUUAUGCAUUACAGAUGCUAGACAUGCUAUAUCAUCUGGACGAAUGGGUGAUCCAAGUAAGCCAGGAGUUAAAUGGUUUAAUAAAUUCUUAAAAGAUUAUGAUUUAAUUCCUAAAUAUUUACAUAAAUUAGGAGCAGUUUAUGGUGCAGUAGCACAUAAGGCUAAGAAUAUAGCCCAUGCUUAUACAAUUGCUAGAGAAUGUCUACGUCAUUCAUCUGAUAAUCAUACUUCUCCUGUGCAAAAUUAUGUUGUAGUCAAUUAUAAAAAAAGAGGAGUUCCUUAUGAGCAAGCAAGACGAUUUCAUAUCUAUGAUCAAGAUUAA